Molecule: messenger RNA, 1871 nt
Organism: Monopterus albus (swamp eel)
Lineage: Eukaryota; Metazoa; Chordata; Actinopteri; Synbranchiformes; Synbranchidae
Product: insulin gene enhancer protein ISL-3-like
Biological process (GO): axonogenesis; neuron fate specification; positive regulation of transcription by RNA polymerase II
Cellular component (GO): nucleus
Molecular function (GO): cis-regulatory region sequence-specific DNA binding; DNA-binding transcription factor activity, RNA polymerase II-specific
Source: RefSeq, a predicted model, not a curated record
GCAGAGGAACGAGCUGCAGUUAUGUCGUUGUUGACAGAGAUGCAGCGCAGCGAUUGGAGAGUCCGGGUGUGACGUCAUGACGUCAGGAGAGCAGCGUGUGUGGAACGGGACCCUGCAGCCUCCUCGCCCCUCUUCAGUCCGAAGAUAUAAGUUAUCAGGGAGGCAGCCGGAGGGCCAGUCAUCUCCUCACAUCUUUUCUACAUCUACCACAGUCCACUCGCUCCUUCCUGUAUGGUGGAUAUUAUUUUCAGCUCUUCUUUCUUGGGUGAUAUGGGGGAUCAUUCCAAAAAGAAGCCAGGAUUCGCGAUGUGUGUAGGAUGUGGAAGUCAGAUCCAUGACCAGUACAUACUGAGAGUCUCUCCCGACCUGGAGUGGCACGCAGCCUGCCUGAAGUGUGCGGAGUGCAGCCAGUACCUGGACGAGACCUGCACUUGUUUCGUCCGGGACGGCAAAACCUACUGCAAAAGAGAUUAUGUAAGGCUUUUUGGAAUAAAAUGCGCAAAAUGUAACCUGGGGUUCAGCAGCAGCGAUCUGGUGAUGAGAGCCCGGGAUAACGUGUACCACAUCGAGUGUUUUCGGUGCUCGGUGUGCAGCAGGCAGCUGCUGCCGGGAGACGAGUUCUCUUUGCGGGAAGACGAGCUGCUGUGCAGGGCGGACCACAGCCUGCUGCUGGAGAGGGGCUCCGCCGGGAGUCCCAUCAGCCCCGGACACAUCCACUCCAACAGACCGCUGCACCUAGCAGCAGACCCGGUGACGGUGCGACGAACCCCCGUCCACAAGCAGUCGGAGAAGACGACACGGGUCCGGACGGUGCUGAACGAGAAGCAGCUCCACACGUUGCGGACCUGCUACAACGCCAAUCCGAGGCCGGACGCGCUGAUGAAGGAGCAGCUGGUGGAGAUGACCGGCCUGAGCCCCAGGGUGAUCCGGGUCUGGUUCCAGAACAAGCGCUGCAAAGACAAAAAGAAGUCGAUCCUCAUGAAGCAGCUCCAGCAGCAGCAGCACAGUGAUAAGACUAAUCUGCAGGGCCUCACGGGGACGCCUCUGGUGGCCGGGAGUCCUAUCCGACAUGAGAGCACCGUGCAGGGCAACCCAGUGGAGGUGCAGACCUACCAGCCUCCGUGGAAGGCCCUGAGCGAGUUCGCCCUGCAGAGCGACCUGGACCAGCCAGCCUUCCAGCAACUGGUGUCUUUCUCUGAAUCGGGCUCUCUCGGGAACUCCUCAGGCAGCGACGUGACCUCUUUGUCUUCUCAGUUACCGGACACCCCCAACAGUAUGGUACCCAGCCCGGUGGAGACGUGAAACGGGGCCACUCAGAUCCGUCGUCUCUCUACUUCUGCAAGGACAGUUGCAGCAUGAUCCCGGUCCCCUGCAUGUGACCAGCUCAUCGCAUCGCCCAGACUACAGACAGGAAUUUUUUAAAAAUAAUUAAUAUUUUGAUUCCCUGCCUUGGAAGAGAUGGAACAAAGGAAACACCGACUGACUCCGAGUUUUCUCUUUUGGAGAUUUCACUGACAAAUCUAAGCAGAACAAUAGUUGCAUGACUUGAAACGGAGCCAGAUGUACAGAAGACCUCCCGAUGGAUAUACUACAACAAAGCUUCCGUCAGAAACACUAUUGAAAACAUUCAAAUGACAUUCUCCAAUUUCAUUGUCAUCAUAUUGUGUCUUGUUUCUUCAACAUGAGAAUUUUUUUUGGAUACAUUUAUUGCGUUGUCGAGUCCGGUUGACUCUUUGUCUUAAGGUCAGAGCAUGAUAAUCUGCAAAUUAUUCGUGUUGUAAAAUAUUUUAAGGGCAGGAUACAGGUUGUUUGAGCUUCUCGAACAAAAAGUAAAUUAUUGUUAUAUUAUUUAUUGUUAGGAAAGCGAUUCG